Anopheles maculipalpis is the source of this 1324-nucleotide messenger RNA. RefSeq lists its product as uncharacterized. The transcript is spliced from 2 exons. Lineage: Eukaryota; Metazoa; Arthropoda; Insecta; Diptera; Culicidae. The record is from RefSeq and is a predicted model, not a curated record. The coding region runs from base 38 to 1324 and encodes 428 amino acids.
UCGCUAAUCGGACGUGAAACGAAGCUGAUCGCUACCGAUGGUUCAUCCUCGUGCGUUCUUUCGUAACAUCCAACGGCGCCUACCAGCAGGACACUUGAAUGGUGCUCGUACAGUGAUGACUACCGGUAUGGGAUGCUCCUCGUCCGUUGUGCUGGAGGAAUCGGUUCCACAUCCUACCACACCGGUGGUGGACACUGAUGGGGAAGGACGAUAUGCACCGUCGCUCGUACCGAACCAGCCAGAAUCGAUAGUGGAUGCUUACAGACGGUUAGACGAAGAAAUCUGUGUGCUGGAAAGUACUACACCCGGUCCAAGGCUUAUGACGGCUGAGGCAUGGGUAGAGCUGCUGAAAAGUGGCAAUACUUCUCAAUCUCAACCACCACCAACGCCACCACUUCCGAAUGAGGUUUUACCCAAUGGAAGCAUUCCGAAUGGAGUGCCCGGAGGUGUACUAAAGCGGCCACCUGUGUCACCUGAUACGAACAGUGUGACGGAAAAUGCACGCAAAGAGAUGGUUAAGAUCAUCCUCAAGCUGGACAUCGUGUCCAACCAGUUUAAGGCGGCACAGCAGGAAGAGUUCAUAGCGCGACUUUCCCGCACAGCAAUGGAUCAAGAAGCGGAUCACUUUCGUGAGGAGAUGAUCAUACAUUCCCAAAAACGUGCUCUAACCCUAAGAGCAUCUUUCGAGCGGCUAAAGCGAUUAUAUCACGAACAGGAUCGUCUACUAGGGUCAGUAUACAACGGUGCGUACGGAACUAUGAACGAGCAGAAGCUUGAUGCCGAAUUGGAUUCGGCCCGGGACGUACGAGAUCGACUCGGAGGUGCCGUUGAACAGUGGCGAAUCGCUGGAGGAUUACUCCGGGCGGCCGCUAAAGGACUCCACCAGGCAGUCGAUCAUUGGGAGCUAAUAAGACCAACGAAAAACGCGGAAGAAACGAUAACACUAGCCCUAGACGCAAGGACCACCUGUCACGGUGCCCUGAUGGCACUGGAAGCCGCCCAGGCAGCACUUCCAUCGGUCGAGAUUCCGUACAUUACUAUCCGUCAGCAGUCUGCCGUACGGCAUGCAUUGAUCUACCUCCUCACGGACAUGGUCAAUCCGGCCCGGUAUCAGCAUACGCGCGAUGUGUUCGGUGUGUUUAGUGCGAACGUAACGAAAGCCGUUAACUGGCUGCACGAAUGUUACAACGAAACGCUGAAACAGGACUUUGAUAGCGCCGAUCAGGCAGCGACACUGUUGGCGAAACAUUUGCGUGAAGAACGAUUGCGCUACAUCGUGAGUAAGAUGCCGAAUAGGAGUUACGCACGCGCGGCAAUUGGAUAG